AUAUUCCUAAUAGCUUAAAAUAAGAGCGUGCGCGGUUGAAGGUCACUAAAACACAAAAGGGGCUUUUUUGGCGCUGCGGUCCAAUAUAGCGCAUGCGCAGUGCGAGAGGACUGCUUCUAUGCAGACUGCAAUAUGGCGAGAAUGUCUGACAGCGGAGACACGGAGCACACCAGCUGGGGGGACGAUGAGGACAUCCAGGAGGUACAGAUCACCGGGGAGGAGGAGGAGGACCUGGACUGGGUUUCAGGCAGUACAGUGGAAGUCCUCAGCAGGAGUGUGGACGAGGGGGAGUGCAGCAGCCCCCCCGCAGUGACAGACUCUCACCUGGCCACUCAUUUCCCGCGCUCUGAGCGGAACAAGCUGAGUGAGAACACCCGCCUGGCGACCCGCUACGCUGUCCGGAUUUUCAGGGAAUACCUGAGCGAGAAGGCUCAGAGUCCGGACUUUGAAAGUCUAUCCAAGGAGGACCUGUGCGCGCUGCUGCGCUCCUUCUACGCGGAAGCACGCUCCAAAAGUGGCCAGCUGUACAGCAAGUCCUCCCUCAUUAGCAUCCGCAGCUCUCUAAACCGAUACCUCAACGACCCGCCCUACUGCCGAACCCUGGACCUCACCAAGGACCCGGAGCUGCGCAACGCCAACUUGACCCUGGCGGCGGUCAUCCGGCGUCUGGAGGAGCAGGGGGCGGGGCCGGUAGUCCAGAAGCAAGCCAUUACUCGCUCGGACCUGCGCAGACUGUACGAGUCGUCAAUGUUCGACGUGGACACGCCGUUUGGACUCCUGAACAAGGUCUGGUUCGAGACCUGCAUGUACUUCUGCACCAGGGGCAGAGAGAACCAGAGGGAGCUGCAGGAGGACUCCUUCGGUCUGGCCGCGGACGAGCACGGCCGGAAGUUCGUCUACUUCAAAGCCCUGGGACCCUACCACAAGUCCCGUCACCCCAGGAGAAAACCCGAGGCGGAUGGCGUCACCCUGCCGCGAAUGUACGAGACGUGUACGGAUCUCUGCCCGUACGCCAGCUUCGUCCGGUACCUCUCCAAACGGAACCCCCUGUGUCGGGCCUUCUUCCAGAGGCCCCGGGAUCAUUGCUGCACCUCGGAGGUCACGUGGUUCGAGAACAAGGCCAUCGGCAAGAACCUGCUGGGUACGCGCAUGCAGAUGCUGUCUCGUGCGGCCAAGCUGUCCAAGACCUACACCAAUCACUGCAUAGGAGCCGUGGCCAUAGCAACGCUCGACGGCGUCGUGGGCGCUGCGACCGCAGCGAGCUGCGUUGCCACAGAGACGCGACAGGGUCACGUGGAGCCCAGUAGACUCCUUCCCUCUCCUCACCCGAAAAGACGCGCACCGUCUCCUCUGGAGGGUAGUCAGAGACAUGCGCAGCACACUGUCCUCUCCACAGUCAAACAGGACAUUCCUCCAGAAGGAUUUGGGCUUCUCCAGGAUGGCGGAGGUGACGGCAGUGAGACGCCGGCUCCCUAUGUGCCCCCGCUGUGUUCGACCGGCAUCCCCGCCGCCGCCCAGCUCACCAAAACCAACGCACCCGUCCACAUUGACGUCGGAGGUCACAUGUACACCAGCAGCCUGGCCACACUCACCAGGUACUCCGAGUCACGGAUCGGACGCCUGUUCGACGGAAGCGAGCCCAUCGUGUUAGACAGUCUGAAGCAGCACUACUUCAUCGAUCGGGACGGCGCAAUGUUCCGGUACAUCCUCAACUUCCUGCGUACCUCCAAGCUUCUCCUGCCGGAUGACUUCAAAGAGUACGAGCUGCUCUACGAGGAGGCCUCCUUUUUCCAGCUGGUUCCCUUGCAGGCAGAACUACGGCACUGGCGAGCAGAGCGGGAACGAGAGAGCGCUUUGCAGCCGUGGGAGUGUGUCACGGUUCAGGUAGCCCAAGACCUGGCCGAGAGGAUCAGCGUAAGUGGCCUCCACUCCACCAUCGAGGAGGUCUUCCCGGAGGUCACUAAGAACGGGUGCGAGUCCCAAUACGGCAGACGGGAGCGUGACUCCAAGCACGUUAUCCGCUUUCCGCUCAGUGACUACUGCCACAUCAACUCUGUCCAGGUGUUGGAGCGACUACAGCAAAGAGGCUUCUGCAUCAUGUGCGGCUCGUGUGGCGGCGGCGUGGACUCCCCCUCUCACUUCAGUGAGUACGUGCUCCAGAGGGCGGGGCUAGGUGGCCGGCACCCACUCUUGCGAGUCAAACACGAAGAGCUGGAGCCAACUCCGCCUGACAGGAAGUGAGGAUGGCAGUCAUGUGACAUGACGAUGACAACGAUGAUGAUGAUGAUGAUUAAAAGGAAAGAAAAUGUCCCCAACAUGCGGACAGUGGGCGGGGUCAGCGUGCCAUCAGGAGUGUUGAUUACGUCCGUCCAGCCAGCAGCUGCAGGACCAGCUCCUCGUCCUCAGCCAGAGACAGUCCCGUGUCCAGCGUUGUGUGUUCCUCAUCCUGCUGCCUCACCUUCUUCUUCACAGCUGGGAGCUGCUCCUCUUCCUCACUGCUGCUGCUGUCACCGCUGUGGCUCCGUUUAGCGGGCCGAGCUUUAUCCUCAUCUUCGACCUCAUCGUCUGAGCGGUGUCUGUCAGGAUCCGGCAGGGUGCUAGGGUCAAACUCGUCCUCGCUGUCAUUGGCCAGGUACGCCACCACCUCAUCCUCUUCAUCAGACUCGGGUUCUGGCUUCUUGCUGGCUUCCCUCUUGGCCGCCUUGGCCUUCAACUUUUGCUCACGAUGUUUGGCCUUGAUUUUGCGGCUGUACUCCUGCUUGUCAAACUCCUGGUCUUCUCUCUUCAGACGCUGCUUGGCUUUCUCCAAGUUGAUCCCUGAGACCUCCUCUUCCUCUUCCUGCUGUUCCUCCUGGCCUGUGGCUGAGCGCUGCACUGGAGGCCAAAGCUGCCUGGCUUCUCCUUCCUCUGUGAACGCCACUUUUGUGUUGACCUUGAAGUUCCUCUUGAGGAUCUUCUUGGCCUCUUUAAACUUUGUGGUUUUUUGAUUUUUCUUGGUGGGGCUGUUGGUGGACUCCGGUCUCUCCUGGUCCUCCUCCAGGCUGAACACGUCCUUUCUUUUGACUGUCAGGAAGUCUAAGUCUCUGAGGUCGUCCUCAUCGGCAUCUUCACCCAAGAGCGUUUUGGCCUGACCCUCGUCAUCUACCUCCUCAUCCUCAUCCUCCUCCUCAUCAUCACUUCCUUCAGCAUCCUCUUCAGAAUCAGACUCCUCCUUGUUUGGAACACCUCCUCUCAGCUGGGCUUUGAAACUGCGGAGCUCCUCAUCCUCCUCAAACUGCUCCGCUUUCUCCGCCCUCUGUGCCUGAGCUUUGUUCAGGAAACGCACACGCGGCGCCACCGCUAGGCCCAGAGACAGCGCAUAUUCGUGAAGCUGGAGUUUGAAGAUGUCAAACACCUCUUUGUUCCUCAUCAGGAAGACGGAGCGCAGGUAGGAGACGAAACAUCGCUGGGCACGCUCCUUCUGCUCCUUCUCCUGGGCCAGGAAGGCCUCCAGCUUCUGCUGAACAUUCUGAAGCUUCUCUGGAUUCACCUGGAAACAAUCAAUCCCCAUGAAACCACACGUCUCUCUGUCCAACCAUGCCCUUCUCCUCUGAGGGGAGGAGCAGAAGCAGCGCCUCUCCGCCCUCCUUGUACCUGGCUGUGCGUCCCACUCUGUGGAUGUAGGUGUCAGCGUCUUCGGGACAGUCGUACUGCAGCACCCAGUUGACAGCAGGAAAGUCCAGGCCUCUGGCAGCGAUGUCGGUGGCAAACAGCACGGCGCUCUUCUUUCGGAUGAAGUCGUUGUAGACCUCCACCCUCUUCAUCUGCUGCUGCUUACCAUGGAGGGCCAGAAUCGGCAUGCCCGGUCGGAGACGGCAGAAGAUUCGAAAUAGGUACUGCACCUCCUUGCAGCACGCGAAAAAGACAAUGACCUUCUUUUUCAGGUGGCUUCGAAUGAAGGAGUAGAGCAUGUUGACCUUGGUGUGGAGCUCACACACCACGUAGCUCUGCUCCAGGGUGGCUGGGGUGCUGAACUUUGCCUUCUCGUGGACCCACACGUACUCCGGGUCCUUCAAGCUGAGCCGAGCCAGGUCUUUGAUGGACUUGGUCUGCGUGGCUGAGAAGAGCAGCGUCUGGCGGGUCUUGGGAAGGUUCUCCACGAUGGCAUUCAGUGUGUCUGCAAAGCCCAUGUCCAGGAUGCGGUCGGCUUCGUCCAGCACCAGCAUGUGCAGGUUGGAGGCGUGGAAGGUGGCCGUCUCGUCCAUGUGCUGGAGAAGCCGCCCUGGGGUGCAGAUGACGAUGUUGGUGUGGUGGAUCUUCUCCGACUCGCCCUUCAGCUCCUUCCCACCUAUGAUGAGCCCUGCGGAGAAGUCAUGGUUCUUGCCCACCUUACGAAGCACCACAAAUGUCUGGUAGGCCAGCUCCCUUGUGGGGGAGAUGAUGAGGGCACCCAGGCCGUCCAAGGAGCUCCAUUGCUGGCGGUACAGACACUCCAACACAGGUAUUAAAAAGGCUAAAGUCUUUCCAGAGCCCGUUUUGGCGGCGCCGAGAAUGUCCUUGCCCUGCAGGGCGAGGCCGAUGGUCUGUCUCUGGAUCUCCGUGGGCUGCCUGUACUGCCACUCCUGCAGACCAAGCAGGGUCUUCUUGGAAAUGGGAAAAUCUGAGAACUUAAUGACAUCUUUGGUGUUUAUGUCACUGUACUUGCUCACAAGCUUGUCUAUGUUCUCUCGCUCGACCUGCCAGUCUGGCUUUUUCUUCUGCCGUCGUUCCUGUUUAACGCGAGAUUUCGUGAUGUUGUAUUUCUUCUUCCAUUUCUCGAAGCUUUCGAUGGGAUCUGCCGUGUCUGACACAUCUACCGAUUUUGGUUUAUUCCCGUAAGAACCUUUUUUCUCCAUUUUUAAACAUACGGGCUGCUAAAAAAAAAGUCAAGUCGACUGUGUUGAUCAGCAUGGCAAACACGAUCCGAAGUGAUGACAUCAUCAA
Doryrhamphus excisus (bluestripe pipefish) is the source of this 4962-nucleotide messenger RNA. The record is from RefSeq and is a predicted model, not a curated record. NCBI's taxonomy places the organism in Eukaryota, Metazoa, Chordata, Actinopteri, Syngnathiformes, Syngnathidae.